AUGACCUUCGGCCUUUCUGUGUUUGUGAUCUACAAGACCCUACCUAGACCCACAGGAAAGAAAUCUCACUCCUGCUCUGACUGUGGGAAAAGAUUCAACUACUCAUCACACCUUAAAAUACAUCAAAGAAUUCACACUGGAGAGAAACCUUAUAGCUGUGAUCAAUGUGGGAAGAGUUUUACUACAUCUAGCAAUCUAACUGAACACCAGAGAAUUCACACAGGAGAGAAACCUUACGGCUGUGAUCAAUGUGGGAAGAGAUUUAUUCUGCUACAAACCCUGAAAUCACACCAAAGAAUACACACUGGAGAGAAACCCUUUGGCUGUUAUCAAUGUGGGGCGAGUUUUUCUCACUUAAGCAGCCUGAUAGGACACCAGCGGGGACACACAGGAGAGAAACCUUAUAGCUGUGAUCAAUGUGGGAAGAGUUUUACUACAUCUAGCAAUCUAACUAUACACCAGAGAAUUCACACAGGAGAGAAACCUUAUAGCUGUGAUCAAUGUGGGAAGAGUUUUACUAUAUCUAGCUCUCUGACUAUACACCAGAGAACACACACAGGAGAGAAACCUUAUAGCUGUGAUCAAUGUGGGAAGAGAUUUAUUCUACUACAAACCCUGAAAUCACACCAAAGAAUACACACUGGAGAGAAACCUUUUGGCUCUUAUGGCUGUGAUCAAUGUGGGAAGAGUUUUACUACAUCUAGCAAUCUAACUGAACACCAGAGAACACACACAGGAGAGAAACCUUAUGGCUGUGAUCAAUGUGGGAAGAGUUUUACUACAUCUAGCAAUCUGACUAGACACCAAAGAACACACACAGGAGUGAAACCUCAUAGCUGUGAUCAAUGUGGGAAGCGUUUUAUUAGAUCUAGCCAGCUGACAGUACACCAGAGAACACACACAGGAGUGAAACCUAAUAGCUGUGAUCGAUCCUCAGCGGAAAAACCCAGGCCCUGA
Salvelinus namaycush (lake trout) is the source of this 957-nucleotide messenger RNA. Its product is annotated as zinc finger protein 239-like. The coding region runs from base 1 to 957 and encodes 318 amino acids. NCBI's taxonomy places the organism in Eukaryota, Metazoa, Chordata, Actinopteri, Salmoniformes, Salmonidae. The record is from RefSeq and is a predicted model, not a curated record. The transcript has 5 exons. Gene Ontology annotation, biological process: central nervous system development; regulation of transcription by RNA polymerase II. Gene Ontology annotation, molecular function: RNA polymerase II cis-regulatory region sequence-specific DNA binding; DNA-binding transcription factor activity, RNA polymerase II-specific. Gene Ontology annotation, cellular component: nucleus.